AUGCCAAAGAAUAAGAAAACAGAAUGGCAAUUAGGAGAUCCCGCGAUAAGCGUAGUGAGCGAUCAAUUCUGUAAUCCAUACCCAAUGGAUCUAAUGGUGAAGAGAAAAUUUCAAAAUUUCUCAAAAGAUAAUUACCAAGUGUAUGAUCCAAGUGGGAAUCUCCUCCUUCAAAUUGAUGGACAAGCUUGGGGGUUUAACCAUAAAAGGGUUAUGCGUGAUCCAGCGGGUUUCACAAUCCUCACAAUGCGCCAAAAGGGGCUUACGUUGAAGAACAAGUGGGAAGUGCAUGGAGGAGAGAGCAAAGAGAGAGAAGAUUUGCUCUUUACGGUACAACAAUCUCAAGCAGUGUCAUUGAAAACAUCUGUGGAUGUUUUCUUGGCUGAGAAUAACAAUGUCAAGAAGAGCAAUACUUGUGAUUUUCAUGCUUCGGGCGGAUAUUCGAAUAUUUCAUUCAAAGUUUUCAAAUCGGAUGCUCUCAUCGCCGGGGUUACGCAUAAGUUUACAUGGGGAAGUUUCUGCAAAGGGAAAUAUAAUUUUAGAGUGAGUGUGAAUCCAGAGGUUGAUUAUGCUUUUAUCAUUGCUUUGCUUGUUAUGGUCGAUGACAAUGAGAAUUGGUGUUAA
This is a messenger RNA of Arabis nemorensis, 621 nucleotides long. Lineage: Eukaryota; Viridiplantae; Streptophyta; Magnoliopsida; Brassicales; Brassicaceae. The record is from the annotation of a GenBank genome assembly.